This is a messenger RNA of Aegilops tauschii subsp. strangulata, 786 nucleotides long. The record is from RefSeq and is a predicted model, not a curated record. NCBI's taxonomy places the organism in Eukaryota, Viridiplantae, Streptophyta, Magnoliopsida, Poales, Poaceae.
AUGCGGCACGCCUCGCUGCAGCGCACCCAGACGGCCCUGGCCGUCGGCACCACGCGCGCUCCGGCCGCGCCCAACCCCGUCCCCGCGCCCGCGGCCCCUCCGGCGGCCGCGUCUCCACCCGGCAACACCCGCAAGAAGAAACGCGGGAACGACGGGCGUCCACGCUCCUCCGGCCAGCCUUCGGCCGGGCCUCGUCCACCAGCUCCGCCGGCUGCACCGGCGCCGUGGUUCGGCGGGGUCAACCCAUGGACGGGCGUGGUGCAUGCCUGGGCCAUGCCCCCGACGCGCGCGCCGCAUCCCGGCAUCCUCGGCCCGCGGCCCGGGGGUCAUCAGGCGCUGCUCGCCGCGCCCCAGCCCGGCGGGGUCCCUCCUCCGCCGCCCUCUUCGUGGCCGCCGGCGCCUACCUCCUCCUGGACGGGCGCUUCUUCGUCCACCUACGACCCCGCCCUCCUCGCUGCACUUCAGCAAGCCCCGCCGCCGAGCGCCUACCCCGGGAACGGCGACUGGUUCAUGGACACCGGGGCCUCCUCUCAUAUGGCGUCGCACCCUGGUAUCCUCUCUCACUCCCGUCCCUUUCCCACCUCCACCCGCAUCAUCGUCGGUGACGGCUCUUCUCUCCCCAUCACCCACCGCGGUGGCCUCUCCCUCCCUUCCUCUGGUGCUCCUGUUCGCUUAUAUGGUGUUCUUGUCUCACCGCAUCUCAUUACCAAUUUAGUUUCUGUUCGUGCUCUCACUCGCCAGAACUCUGUUACAGUUGAAUUUGACGCCUUUGGUUUCGCGCUCUGA